AGAGAAGGAGCAGUCCUGCAAGGACCAGAUCAUGAUGUUGAUUGACUGUGAGCUGGCCUACAUGAACACCAACCAUGAGGACUUCAUUGGGUUUGCCAAAUGCGAUGAUAUAAGCACGGGUGCUCAGGCUUCCACCCAGAACGCCGAGAAGACAGGAAGGAAGGGACUGGGAAAUCAGGUGAUCAGGAAGGGUUACAUGGCGAUCCACAACCUUGGUAUCAUGAAGGGAGGAAGCAGGGACUACUGGUUUGUUCUAACCUCGGAGUCUCUCUCCUGGUUCAAGGAUGAGGAGGAGAAGGAUAAGAAGUAUAUGCUCCCCUUGGAUCAACUGAAACUGAGGGAUAUUGAGUCCAGCUUUAUGUCCCGGAGGCAUAUGUUCGCAAUCUACAAUCCAGAAGGACGGAAUGUGUUCAAGGAUUUUAAGACCCUGGAUCUGUCCUGUGAGACCCAGGAUGAUGUGGACUCUUGGAAGGCGUCCUUCCUGCGUGCUGGAGUAUACCCGGAGAAACUAAACGCGGAUAGUCAGAACGGGGACGGAGAGGAGCGGUCUGCGGACGGAGGGUUAGGAUCGGUUGAUCCUCAGCUGGAGAGGCAGGUGGAGACCAUCAGGAACCUCGUGGACUCCUACAUGAAGAUUGUGACCAAGACAUGUCGGGAUCUUGUUCCGAAGGUUAUCAUGUACUUGAUGAUCAAUGACUCGAAGAACUUCAUCAAUGGUGAGCUGCUGGCCAACCUCUAUGCAACCGGAGAUACGAACUCUAUGAUGGAGGAGAGCGCUGACGAGGCCAUUAAACGUGAGGAGAUGCUCCGUAUGUACCAUGCAUGUAAGGAAGCUCUGAAAAUUAUUGGAGAUGUCUCGACCGCAACUAUCGGAGGUCCUACUCCAGCUCCCAGCAGAAAUAUUGACUGGAUGCCCCCUGCUACAUCCUACAGCCAACCUCAAACGUCUCCAGCAAAUCCCAGGAAAACAGUUCCACCUCCGGUUAGCCGUGGACCUCCCCCCGCCCCAACUAGUAGACCAGCACCAUCUGUGCCUGGACGCCCUGGUGGCAGUGCUCCGCCUCCCCCAAGCAGGCCUGGAGGAGGAGGUGGUCUACCAGCCCCUCUUAUACCUUCAAGAAUGGCGGGAAAUGCUCAAGCUGCGGUUGGUUCUGCAGUUGGUGCAGCUGUUAACAAGGCACAAAGCGCCGCUGUCCAAGCUGCCACACAAGCUGCUGCUAAAGAAGUUGAAAAACAAAUGUCAAAUGCCUUUAGUGCUGCUUUGGGCGGUAGAAAAUUUUAAUUCCAUAAUAAGGCAUUUUAGAAAAAUAAAUCCUACGUGUUAUAGUGUUAAAGAAAGACAGCUAGCUCGUGAAAAUUAGGCUAGUCAAGUCAAACGAAGCUUCAGACAUUUUAUCCUAUGUUAAGAACUGUUUUCCAAGCGUGUAUCUUCUAUGUUUUAUUCUAUAACCUUACACUUCCAUAUUUCAUGUAAAACUUUGCACUUCUGGAUGAAUUGUAUCCUGUGCUAACUAGAGAAAACGAAUGCAUUUGAAAAAGAAAAAAUAUUCAAAUUAAUUUAAGUUAUAUCGAAUUAAAUUGCGUGAAUGUUUAAAGAUUCCAGUGAGUGAAAACAUGUAUGAAAAUUAAGAUUGUGCUCCAUUUAACCAGUAAUAAUAUUGUAUAAUUAAAUUAAAACUUAGCAUUAUAUUCUCGAGUUUAAGGGAAGCUUUCAAAAGAAAGCUAAAGGGGUUAGAUAAACGGAUUAUCCAGAGGGUUGGGGUUAGAUAAAAGAAUUAAUCCUGUAGAAGGUUGGAGUUAGAAAAUUCUUUUGAACGCUUCUCUGGCCCAGGAAACUGUUGAUUGUUAAAUAAUCUACAAUAAGUUUAACAAUUGUAGGAAUUAUUUCUUAGAAAUAAAAAUAAUAUACUUCAAGUUU
Molecule: messenger RNA, 1918 nt
Organism: Eurytemora carolleeae
Lineage: Eukaryota; Metazoa; Arthropoda; Copepoda; Calanoida; Temoridae
Product: dynamin
Biological process (GO): receptor-mediated endocytosis
Cellular component (GO): plasma membrane; microtubule; synapse
Molecular function (GO): microtubule binding; GTP binding; GTPase activity
Source: RefSeq, a predicted model, not a curated record